AUGACCAAAGGCAUCAUGCACGCCAUGCGGCGUCUCAACGAACAAGAGGAUACCCUGACUCAGGCUCUCGACCGCUCUCUGCGACACGUCAAGAUGAAGCAAGCUGCGCUUGCCGAAGCGAAGGCAGCCCACACCCAGCGUGGAGAGGUCUUCAAGGAGAACCUGAAGAAGGUCAAGAAGAGAGCUGCAGAGCUGAAUGAGCUGCUUGGGUGUAGCAAGUUGAUGCAGCAGGACGAUCCAGAGAAACAUAGGAGGUUAUUGAAGCCGGUGAAUCUGCAAGACAUGGACGAUGUCGAAGAGGACGAUGAGAUGGUGGAGAGGAGUGUGGUGAAGAAAAAGGUGGGUGGAAAGGUAUCGAGAGGACAGAGGGAGGCGAGUCAGGCCAGGUUUCUGGAGCAGAUUAAGAAGGGGAGGAUAUCGAAGUUGAACGCUGCGUCGAACCUGCGAGCUCAGAGUCAGACCAGCAAGAUGUUCGACAAGGCGGAUGCUGCGAGGAGGGGGCGGACCAGCAGGAAGAAUGAUACUGUGCCGGAUGAGGAGGACGAUAGCGAUAGCGACACGCCACCAGAGGAACGCAAGGGACGCAAGACUAUCCGUCAACAAUCCACUGGCAGCGAGAUCGAAGUUGCCAGAGUCGAUACCCCAGAAGAUGGGAACGAUGUCGGACCAAGUACUGGAGACGAUCCAAUGCACGGCACAGCAGAUGAUCACCAUGGUGAGAGCCCAGUAUCGCGCCGCGGCACAAGCGCUUCAGGAGGAGGCUUCUUCACUUUCGACAAGUUCCAGCCUAGAUCGCAGUCCGACCGGCGGCCAGCCACCAGUUCGCGCGCUCGAAGCGAUGCACGACGCGACGCGCAGACUCAGGAUCCAGCUCCACAAAAUGAUGAAGCCUAUGAUGUUCCAGGUGACGCGCCAGAGCCAGGCGCUGGCUACCGAAGCGUGAAGGAGCGCGGAGAUGGUGCAGGUCGGUUCUUUGGCGCGGACGAGUUCUCGAAGGCCCUGAGAGAUGGCUUCGAUGACAAUGAUGCCGAAUCGAUUGCCUCUGAUAGCAGCGACGGGCUCUUUGUCAGCGAGCGCGUGCCAACACCCAGCUCUCGUGGUUCAACCCCAGACUACAUGCUGCGUGCAUCGCCGUCGCCAAAGCCGGAAGCGACGCGCUAUGACGAAACGGAGAGUGGCGCGCAUGUGAACGGCGCGGCUUCCUCCUCCUCACUCAAGCGCAUCGCUUCGCGCGAGCGUUUCAGCCCACCACCACCUCAACGACAACCUCAGAACACCUCCACAAUACCACUACCUCACGCGCAACUCCUCGAACACUUUACCAUGGCAUCGCGUGGCGAUAACGACGCACCCACACCACCCGAUAGUGGCAAGCGUACCAGUGGUGAGUACAGCAACUCUGCUGGUGCCGAUCUGCCUGUCCCGUCUAUAGAAGGCGCGGACGGAGACAGCAUCAAGUCGGAAGAUGAGGAUGACGACCUCAUGGACACAGAAGUUGACCGCCCAAAAGGAACAGGUCUCUUCACUUUCGAGAAGUACAUGCCAACUGCACGAGGCGGCGACCAAGGUGAGCCAACACCACGGCCUGCAUACGCCGGCCCCACUUGGCAAGAACGCAUGUAUCGCGUGCAGCAAUCACAAGCCGCGGAACAAGAAGAUGCACAAGAAGAAGACACACUUAACUUGCCGUCAGCACCGCGCAAACCCUCAUUCUUCUCCAACACCAUCAAACACCCCAACAACCGCAGCAGACUUGCAAACAGUAUGACACCCGAAGACAACAUCCGCGCAAAGCGCGGCAUGCCAGCCCCAGGCUACAGCGAUGGUACCGCAGGUAGUCCAGGAGCAGAAGAGGAGUUCGAGGACGGCGAGGGUGUGUCCGAACGUGACGGCACCGAAGAUCCAUCAUCCGACUUCGAGUCCACCCCAAAACCAAGAUCCAAGAAGGCAGCCACCGGCGCCAAGAAAGGAGGUCGCAAAGCACCGCGUCGCGCACCAGGCACCCGCUGCGGCGAUUGUUUCCGCCUCCACCGCAAGUGCACCCACACCGACCCUGCCACAGGUGCCGGCGACGACGAAGACGAGGACAACGCCGACCCAAGAUACCUGGCCAUGAAGGCUAGAAAGCGAGCAGCUGUGCAGGCGGGAGGCUCCAUGCCGCCACCAAAGCGUACUCACUACAACACCUACGGACCAGACCCUGAGCCGCUCAAGGCAAUGCCGAAGAGGAAUGGAGGUGUUGCGAGUGGCCUGACGUUCGACAUUGGUGCGACUAUUGCUGGCAAGGUCUUGGGUGAUGCGAGGAAGCGUAAGGAGUCGUCGGAGGAGGGUACACCGGAGAAGGAGGGUACACCGGGCAAGAAGAACGGAAACGAGGGAAACGAUGAUGGCGAGGAGAGAGGUGAAGAUGACGAGGAUGAGGAGUAA
This is a messenger RNA of Fulvia fulva, 2427 nucleotides long. RefSeq lists its product as uncharacterized. The record is from RefSeq and is a predicted model, not a curated record. NCBI's taxonomy places the organism in Eukaryota, Fungi, Ascomycota, Dothideomycetes, Mycosphaerellales, Mycosphaerellaceae. The coding region runs from base 1 to 2427 and encodes 808 amino acids. The transcript has 2 exons.